Doryrhamphus excisus (bluestripe pipefish) is the source of this 4367-nucleotide messenger RNA. RefSeq names its product anoctamin 7 (gene ano7). Gene Ontology annotation, cellular component: plasma membrane. Gene Ontology annotation, molecular function: chloride channel activity; protein dimerization activity. The record is from RefSeq and is a predicted model, not a curated record. NCBI's taxonomy places the organism in Eukaryota, Metazoa, Chordata, Actinopteri, Syngnathiformes, Syngnathidae. Gene Ontology annotation, biological process: calcium activated phospholipid scrambling; chloride transmembrane transport.
UAACAGCUGCUGUUUCAACUGUCUCUUCUUACCUGAAGACACGUCCACCUAGGACUAGUCCACCAGAGGGCUCAUCCACCUGAGGACUCACUUGGGGAUUCGUCCACUUGAGGACUGGCCCAGGAGAGCGGUUGGAGUCACCGUUGAGACGUCAGGAAGUAGCACAGUGGCAAACAGGAGGUGGUGCUUGUCAACAAAGUGCAAUUCUGAGAUGCUGAGAAUCUCUCCCGGUCCAGGAGGAUGAGGAUGAGGGGGGAGCAGGAGGUGAACAGUACCAGUAUGAAAACCAUGGAAACCAAGCCAGACAUCAUCGAGGGAAACAUCACCAUGAAUGCUCCUGUGGCGCCGCGGGACAGAAACAUGUUCAGUGACGGAUCGACUCGGGUUGAUUUUGUUCUGGCGUGGGAAGAGCCUCAUAACUCAGAGAAGGAAGAGAGCACAGCCAUUAACCCCGCCCAAAGCAAGUGGAGGGAAACGUUCCUGAAGAAACUGAAAUACUCUGGACUCCUGGUGGAGAAGAGGGACAUGGUCCAGGCUAAGGCAAGGAUCUGUUUCGUCCUCCUGAGUGCCCCCUGGAGCGUCCUCUGUUACUAUGCUGAGGAGAUCAGCUUGCGAGUUCCCCUGCAGGUUGUCAACAGUUCAUACACCAACUGGUCCGCCCAAAUAUUUCAGUAUGUGUCGGUUUCCAACCCUAUGAGCCAGGAUGUCCCUAAUCCUCCACCGGACUUCUACACCUGCCAGUUUCGGAACAACAAGCUAGAGAGGUUUCUGGGUAGUGAGGACAGAGAGACGUUCUUCAAGACAACUCAAAGACAUCAAAUACUCUACGAGAUCCUGGCCAGGACUCCUUAUGGCUCUGUGUCCAAGGGUGAGGUUGGAAUCGACCGGCUGCUGAACGAGCAGGUCUUCACAUCUGCCUACCCACUGCAUGAGGGUGGAUUCCAGCUACCCAGCUCCCCGGUCGUCCCUGAGUCUCUGACACUCAGACAAAUCCUAUAUGCAUACUGGGCCCAGUGGUCUUGCUGGAAACGUUACCAACCUCUGGAUCACAUCAGGGAAUACUUUGGAGAGAAGAUUGCGCUUUAUUUUGCAUGGCUAGGGUUCUACACUGCCUGGCUGGUGCCGGCCUCGCUUGUUGGAACUUUGGUUUUCCUGGCAGGGUUGUGGCUGAUGACCACUGACGUUCCAGCGAAGGAGUUAUGUAACAGUGGCGGCGACUUCAUCAUGUGUCCUCUCUGCAACAUCUGCUCUUCCUGGAACUACUCCAGCAUCUGCAUAACAUACAAGGCAGGGAUUCUUUUUGAUAAUGGAGGGACAGUUUUUCUCAGUGUCUUCAUGUCCUUGUGGGCUGUCACCUUUUUGGAGUACUGGAAGAGAACAUGUUCAUCUCUGUCCCACCGCUGGGACUGCUCCGAUUUCCAGGAAAUUGAGGAGCGACCUCGACCAGAGUUUGCCACCAUGGCACCAAUGACCAUGAGGAACCCACUGACUGGUGCUGAGGAACCAUACUUCCCUGAAAGCAAGCGAUUAAACCGCGUGCUAACCGGCUGUAUGAUUAUGAUCAUCAUGGUGGUCGUGGUCCUGAUGUUCCUCAUCGCCAUCAUCCUGUAUCGCUCCAUCCUGAGUAUCGUGAUCUCCAAGGCCAACUACAGUUUCUUCAUCUUCUCUGCCGGCAGGAUUGCGAGUCUGACAGGAUCCGUGUUGAAUCUGCUGGUCAUUCUCAUCUUGUCCCGAGUAUACAUCUCACUCGCCCACAUUCUCACCCGCUGGGAGAUGCAUCGCACUCAGACCAAAUAUGAAGACAUGUUCAUCCUCAAAGUCUUCAUCUUCCAGUUUGUCAACUUCUACUCCUCACCAGUGUACAUCGCAUUCUUCAAAGGCAGGUUCAUCGGUUACCCAGGAAACUACGAUACGCUGUUCGGAGUACGCAAUGAAGACUGUGGAUCAGGUGGCUGUCUCAUUGAGCUGGCUCAGGAACUGCUGAUCAUCAUGGUCGGAAAACAACUGAUCAACAACGUCCAGGAGUUCAUCAUGCCGAAGGUGAGGGCGUGGUGGCAGAAGAGGAAGAGGAGGGUGAAGGAGGUUCAAGAGGAGGAAGGAGGGGAGGAGGCUGCUUGUCCUUGGGAGGUGGACUACCAGCUGCUGCUCUGCGAGGGUCUCUUCAGCGAGUACCUGGAGAUGGUCAUUCAGUUCGGCUUCAUCACCAUCUUUGUGGCGGCGUGUCCGCUCGCUCCUCUCUUUGCCCUCAUCAACAACUGGGUGGAGAUUCGCUUGGACGCUCAGAAGUUUGUCACCGAAUAUCGCCGCCCGGUGGUUGAACGAGCUCCGGACAUCGGCAUCUGGUUUGAUAUCCUGCAGUUCAUCACUUACAUGGCCGUGCUUGGGAAUGCCUUUCUCAUUGCCUUCACCUCGUCCUUCCUGCCCCGCCUCUACUACCGCUACACCCGAGACGCCUCCCUGAGUGGUUACAUCAACUUCACCCUGGCGACGUCCCCGUGGAACUACACCAGGGAGCAUCGACACGCCUGCAGAUAUCGGGGUUUGAGGGAUGAAAAUGGCAAAUAUCUACCGGAGUAUUUUCAUUUGCUUGCCAUACGACUCGGCUUUAUAAUCAUCUUUGAGCAUGUGGUCUUCUUCAUCGGCCGUUUGAUCGACAUGAUGGUUCCUGACAUCCCAGAGGAUGUAGAGCUUAAGAUGAAGAGGGAACAUUACAUGGCCAAGGAGGCACUGGCAGAGAACCAGGCCUUGGGGAGAGCGAUGUUUCCUGGUGAGGUGAACGGCACAGCCGGAGAACUUCGACAGCGUAAACCCAGACGGUCCCCACCCCCGGCACCAAGGAUGACGGAGAUCUCAGAGGAAGCUGAUACAUUAGGUAGCUGAUGGGACAUUUAGGGAGGAGAAGAGGCUGUUCAGUCCUCGCCCUUCUCGGAAGACCACUGUGUUGACGGUGAUGGUUACUUGGACCUUUUGUAAUAGAACUUUUCCUAGCAGACACAUGCUGAGAAGGCUGGAAAAAUGGAGGCAAACGUGAGUAGUUGAUGUAAAAAUAAUAUAUCCAUCCUAGCAUAAAAACUGUCAGAAGUGGAACACAAAAUAAUACCACAAAGUGUAACCGCACCACCAGAUGGUCACUAAGCCAAGUCAAGUCUACUUUUCACUGACACACACUGUGACUGUAUUGUAUAUACUAUAAAUAACUUUCCGUCUACUGUUUUAUAAAGAUCAAGUUAUUUUUUUUUAAUAUGUACUAUUUUUCAAGGAUGUUCCCAUUACAUUUUGGUGAGAAUCUUAAUGCAGAGGAACAGCGGUUCUACUCCGAGUUCCUCCCGGAUGGCACUCACCUUCAUUCUGGAGCAGAGCCCAGCCACGCUUAGGACCAUAGUUGAGGGUAGGAACAUAGAUCUACCGGUAAAUUGAGAGCUUUGAGGGCAGAAUUACAAUUAACACGUCAUCAGUAAGGUAAACACGAUCGUCUAAGCACACUUGCGUUCCCUAUUAAAGAGAGAACAAUCCAACGCUUGAUAAAUUCUCUUGUGGCAAACACAUAGAAAGUAAAAGUGCAAUGAUCCUGGAUUAUUGUUUACAGAAAGUAUGGAAAGGUUGUGAUUCGGACAAAUGAGUGGAGUAAUCUGCAGCGAAAAAAAACGGAAGGACAGGAUUAGGAAUUUUUUGGAUUAGCAGGUUGACGAGGUCUUUUGACUGCACAGAAGUUGUAAAUAUUGAGAUGUGACUGAAAGUAUGGAGGAGUUUUGUAAAUAAACAGUCUGCAAGAGUGCAUUGAGGGCCAGUUAACCAUGGAAUACAGGCGACAGUGGUGGGCAUUAAAUACCAGAAAUGAUGAAAAUGAUGAAAAGUCAUUGCUGGCUUUCAACCAUGUGACCCAGUGGCAGUUUAUGUCAGUUCCGGUGAGCCAACAGGGGUCAAAUGGGAGGGAUAGGACCACUUACAUACUGUAUGUUUGUACGAUGCUAAUCAUGUGAGUGUGCACGGUGUGUUGCACGAAGACUUGAAAAUGGUGAUCCAGCCAGGACAGCUCAUCUUCCACCUCAGACAUAAUGGAUGUAGCAGAUGAAAAUAACACUUUUACUUUUCUCCAUUUGCGUUCUUACACAAAGCCAACCUGCAUGAAUACAUUCUUGGAUGUGUACUUUGAAUGACAAAAUGAUGAACCUAGAGUUUUCUGUAGUGAGUCGGGAUUCUCCCAUAAGGGUUUUAUGCUGCCAAUUUUGGGUGAAUUGUCUUUUGUUUGGCUUUAUUUGUGUGAAACAUUUUUGUAUUUUGACACAAACCUGAAUUUUAAUUGCAUGCAUGUUUUGGAAAUACACAAAUACAUGGGAAAUAAAUUGUUCAAGAAUUUAUUUACAGAA